Molecule: messenger RNA, 486 nt
Organism: Danaus chrysippus (African queen)
Lineage: Eukaryota; Metazoa; Arthropoda; Insecta; Lepidoptera; Nymphalidae
Source: the annotation of a GenBank genome assembly
AUGGAAACUAUGUAUAGAGCGACUACCCCGCGGGAGGUGACAGUGGUGGAUGCUGCUCUACUAAUAAUAGUCUCCCCUCCAGCGGCAUCGGGACUCGGGAGCGCGCACAUGUGGCGCCCGGCGACCGUCUGUUCUGCGUGGGCUCCAGCGCGAGUCUUGCACUCCGAGCUGCAGGUCGGUGCACGUUUGAGUAACCGAUCCGACGGACGCCACCGGAUCUAUUUCGGGAAAAUACAAAUUUGGAAUGGAUGGUACUCGCGACUCGAAAGCGAACUCCGCCGGUCGAGUCCAUUUUUAGAGCUGGACUGCGCGUGCGCAGGGAGAGCGUCGCCAGUGUUUGACGAGCUGCCACCAGGCCGUGUCGCUCGCUGCCCGGGCCUGCUGCCGGCCGGGCGUGAUCCUGCACGUCCUGCCGGGGAUCGACUUAAUGUGACCGGCCUUAAGAAACAAUUGAAGAACGAAGCCAGCCCUAUAGCCUUGCGUUAG